Molecule: messenger RNA, 2771 nt
Organism: Mizuhopecten yessoensis (Yesso scallop)
Lineage: Eukaryota; Metazoa; Mollusca; Bivalvia; Pectinida; Pectinidae
Exons: 6
Coding region: 241-1935 (564 amino acids)
Source: RefSeq, a predicted model, not a curated record
UCACAAACGAUUCUCAAUAAAGAAGGCAGAACUCCUAUCCAAGAAGUAAGCAGAACAGCAGAUCUUAUCCGAAAAGGCAACACGCAUCAAUUAGUCGCUGAGGGUCUUGUCGGUGCCGCUGAAAUUGCCUUUAAAGAAAAGAUUCGAAAUUGGAUUCGGAUUGUGGGUACUGCGUCAUCCCAUUUCACAACAAACAAACGCCGACAGAGCCAUCCUCCAAUAAUCAUUGUUGGGACACAUAUGGAUCUAGUGAGGCUCUUGUAUAAGGAUCAAAAGGAAAGAGAUCAGAGAAUAAAAAAUCUGGAAGAUGCCAUUGGUCGUUUACCGGAAAUAUCGAAAGACAAAGGACGUGUAAAGUAUACAUUCUUGCACUUCCUUAAGGUCGACAAUUCCAUACAGGAUGAUCCAGCCAUUGAAAAAUUGCGACAUAUCAUUCUUGAUGCAGCUGAACUCCAAGACCAAUGGAUGAGAGAAAUUCCAGCAAACUGGAUUUCGUUGGAGAGGGCAAUACUUUAUACCAGGACUAGUUUUCCUGUUUUAACUUUAGAGGAAGUGACUGCACUGGAUGCCGUUUGUGAAAAACCUAUAGAAGAUAAAGCAGCAAUUAGCUUAUUUCUAGAGUUUUUGGACUGCACCAGGUCGGUGAUUUACACCACUGAGUUUGACACGGUGAUAACCAAUCCACAGUGGCUUCUAGAUGCAUUAAGUGUUAUCAUCACUGAUGUUCAGUUCAUGCCAAAUGAAACUGACAUUCUUUUAAAAAAUGAUCUUCAGUUAUAUCAGGAAAAAGGUUUGUUGACAUACAGUCUCGUACAGGAACUGUUCGAAAAAAGUGGCAACGAAACACAUCGCAACCAUUUGGAUAUCAUUUUGAAACAUUUUGUUCGGUUUGGAAUGAUUGUGAAGAACGUCAUCUCUGAGCAUAAGAAUGGACAGCCAGGUGACAACAACGCCUACAUUGUUCCAAGCAAGUUAGAGACAUUGACCGAUAUCCGCGAAAUUGCAAAUGUGAUUCGGACCAAAGCAAGAAUAGUUACAAAAGCGUUGUGUUUCCAGGUCAAAGGGGACUUAAUACCACUCGAAACAUUCGAUAAGAUAUAUGCUGGUAUUCUUCAAGAAUAUGACCCUCUUAGAUUAACACCAAGACAAUGUCCAGACAACUGGUGUCAAAAGAUCACAUAUAUCUCACUAGGUAUAUUAAAAGAUUCAGAAGAUAAGGAGACCAAAAGUAUCUACCGGAAUUUUGGUUGCUUUGCUGUCGACGAUUCGACGAACAUGAUUGUGUCUGUGCACUGGGAGCAAUCGUGCAUCACCAUCACUCUAUUUAGUCACAUAGAUGACACUAUUCCCGGAACAGUAGCACGGGUGAUUCGUCAAAGGAUUGAUGAUAUUAUAAAGAAAACACUGAGUGUGUGCAAACAGGACAAUAUAGCCUACGAAUACAAACUACACUGUAGUUAUCAGAUUGACCACGGAGACCAACCAAGGGACCGUACCGCUAUCCUUGAAAAAGAGGGCGGUGUACAAUGUCUAGGUAAAAAAUGUAGGAGGAAACAUACUUUAUGCAAGGAGGACUGGAUAUUCUGGCUACCAGACUUAGGUGAUUCACCAGCACAGGAUUCAAAAACACAAAGGGACAUAAAACAGCUACACGCCGAAAUGAUACGGGAAUUAUCGUUAUAUAUCAACCCCAGGCUACCCGAAGACUGGAAAACCUUUCAGACAUCAAUGGAAGUUUACUUAGGUCGAGUGGAUAUUUUUGGAACACACGUGACUGGACUCUCUGACAUAUGUAGGACACUGAUGGACACAAAACUCAUACGCUAUGGAGAGUAUGCCGCGCUGCGUUCUUCAGUGGAAGACAUACAUGUAGAGGCUGCUACGAUCAUUGAUAACGCCACGUCAGACAUCAACAAAAUCAAUCAGGGACAAUGAUGACGUCACUUCCUUCUGCAUCGUAGCUGUCCGAAUUUCUACCGAUGACGUCACAGAAUCAUCUUUAUUUAGUUGCUUUUACACAUUCGAGGCACGCCAAUAAAUUACCUAAGCUUUUAUAAGGACGCUUACACCAUUCAAACCAAUCUUUCUGUGGCUGGUUUAACAAAACGGUUGAGGAAAUAUCUAACGUACAAUGUAUUGGCCGAAAUCAAGAGACAACUUGUGAUGCUAAGUCAGAAAUUCUCCGAGUAUCGAGUUAACCUGAAAUGCCCUGUUACUGAGGAUAUUCAGAUAGUUCAAAUGUAUUGAAGAUUCAUAAAAUCUCGAUCAUCUGGAUCAUCUGAAACUAAUACAUCAUUUGGAUUACUUCUCCAGGAUGGAAGUACCUGCAUCAUUUGUAACAAAUCUAUCGUUAGGAUUACUCAACCAGAUAUGGAGCUUUAAUAAAUAUAUAUCAUUUUGAUGGAGCACAUGGAUCAUCUGUAACUAAUACAUCAUUUGGAUUACCCUACCAGGAUUGGAGCACCUGAAUCAUAUGAAAUAAUGCAACAAUUGGAUUACCCUACCACGAUCGGAUCACCUUAAUCAUCUGUAACAAAUACAUAAUUUGGAUUACCCUACCAGAAUUGGAGCACAUGGAUCAUCUGUAACAAAUACAUAAUUUGGAUUACCCUCCCAGGAUUGUAGUACCUGGAUCAUUUGUAACUCCAACACCAUUUGGAUUACUCUACCAGGAUUAGAGCACCUGAAUCGUCCUUAACAAAAACAGCAUAAGGAUUACUUCUACAGGUUUAGAGUACCUGGAUCAUAUGUAUUACCAGGAUUAAAGCACA